AUGGCAAUGGCGGCUUUCCUUCUCUUCCUCAUAAUUCUACUCUUCCCGCUGCAUUCCGCGGCUCAAUUCGACGGAACCAUACCCGCCGGAGCCUCUAUUACAGCCAACGGAACCUCAAAUCCAUGGCGAUCGCCCAACGGCGAUUUUGCCUUCGGCUUCCAGACACUUCCUGACAACGAGGAUCUCUUCGUCUUGUCCAUUUGGUUCGACAAGAUUCCCGAUAAGACCAUCGUCUGGUACGAGAAGGACAGCUUUCCGGUGCGCCAGGGCUCCACCGUACGCCUUGAUCCCAUCGCCGGAAUUUCUCUCCAGGACACUCAGGGCAGGACGCUCUACACCUCCGGCGACCUCCCCGGUCCAGUGGUCGACGGAGUCAUGAAUAAUACAGGCAAUUUCGUUCUCCGGGGAAACGAUUCGACCUUGUUGUGGGAGAGUUUCAAGAAUCCGACGGACACGAUGCUGCCAGGUCAGACAAUCGAAAUCGCGGGCCAACUGAUUUCGCGAUCGACGGCCGCCAAUUUCUCCGAGGGAACAUUCUACGGCAGGAUGACCGCCGACGGAAAUUUCUACCUGAGCACGAAGACCUUCCCUUCCAACACCGGAUUCGACGCCAAUUAUUUCAACACUCAGACUUCCGACAAUAACGACUCAAAUUCCGGCAUUCGUCUCGCCUUCAGCAACACAGCCGUGCUCUCCAUCGUGCGGCGCAACGGCCAGACGACUGAUCUGAAAUCCGAUUCCAAAAGCCCUCCGGCCAUAGCCAACAAUUAUUACCGAGCAACUCUCGAUUUCUAUGGCGUUUUCACACAGUACUAUCAUCCCCGGAACCUCACCGGCGGCAAUCCAGGAUGGACGAUUCAGUAUUCCUGGCCGGAUAACAUAUGCACGGCCCUCACCCGAAGCACCGGCACCGGCGCCGGAGCUUGCGGGUACAACAGCAUAUGCAGAGUCGAGAACAGCCGGCCGAACUGCCGCUGUCCGGCGCACUUCUCUUUGGCCGAUCCCAGCAACGUUUAUGGCGGUUGUACAGCAAAUUACGUGCAAACAUGUCCUCUCGACCACAUCGGCGAUGAAUAUCAGCUGUCGGAGGUUCUGGACGCCAAUUGGCCUGAGAACGAUUAUGCAAGAGAGAAUCUGAACACUGAGGAGGAGUGUCGCCGCCGCUGCCUGGACGAUUGCUUCUGCGGCGCCGCCGUUUUCUAG
Messenger RNA from Andrographis paniculata, 1203 nucleotides. Its product is annotated as G-type lectin S-receptor-like serine/threonine-protein kinase LECRK4. The coding region runs from base 1 to 1203 and encodes 400 amino acids. Lineage: Eukaryota; Viridiplantae; Streptophyta; Magnoliopsida; Lamiales; Acanthaceae. The transcript has a single exon. The record is from RefSeq and is a predicted model, not a curated record.